Molecule: messenger RNA, 713 nt
Organism: Ilyonectria robusta
Lineage: Eukaryota; Fungi; Ascomycota; Sordariomycetes; Hypocreales; Nectriaceae
Exons: 1
Coding region: 99-560 (153 amino acids)
Source: RefSeq, a predicted model, not a curated record
CACGAUGACGAGUUGGCAGGUAGUUUAUUACUGCAGCGAGGCACAACGCGGUGGGAGAAUCUCAAAUUGUCAACUGUAAGUAGAAGGUACGUACCGUGAUGUACCCGGAGCCCCACACCAUCCGUCUUGUCCCAACCAGGCUUAGCGCGGCUACCUUCUUUCGUCGUCCUUGUGCAACCCCAUUCGCGCGAUGUCGAGUUGCAGCGGUGACAUCUCAGUCGCAUCACGCACUACGUACUGCGGUACACUGCGAGGUCUUUAUGAAAUUCAUGGGCGCUGCAGGCCGAACCUGUUACGGCACUGUAAAGUAUGUCAAUCAAUGGCGUCGUUCCCUGUUGUCGAGGUGGAGCAAUUGCUGCGACGAGGUACAGGCCCUCCUCUGGGACUGGGUCUACGCCUCCAGCUACAGCGUGGCCCAAGCUAUCGGAUAUCAAGGCCAUCAACUCAACUGGGCUGCUCUUGAAAAUUAUUUCAAGCCCACGAGGCUCCAAAGGCCGUCGACACCCUCAUCUGAUCUCAUCUCAUCUCUCCUUGUCCUCUCAAGGCCAUUCGGGGUUUAAAUCUCUAAACACCGCAACCAACACACUGAACCAACACACUGAUGACCACCACCACUACUACCACCACCACCACCACCACCACCACCACAACCACAACCACAGCCACCGGACCACACGCCUCCUGCACACCCAUCCAUAGAACCAACACCCCUC